UAACAAUGUGCUUUCCCAUGGGAUCUUAUCUUCAUCUAUUUCUCUAUGGAAGUUUGUUGGAGGUGGUGUCAGAGAAGAACGUAGUAGUAGUGACCUUUGGUGUCUGCUCACAUACUCUAUUCUCUGACACACCUAACAGUACAUUUGGAUGAUUCUCAAAUAUAAAAAGACAAGCCUUUUAAGUUAUGACACUUUUUAUUCUCUCUUUAUAUGAUGGAUUUACAAGUACUUGUAAGCCACCCAGUAUGUGUGCUGGGAAUUGGUAUCAUUUUAAAGUUUAGGUGAUAAGAAAGUUGCCUUGAAACAAAGGCCCCCACCACUCUGUACAACAAAACUGAGCUAGUGUACCCACACAGAUAUUGAUGGUGAUAUAAAUGGGAGUGGGAAGGAUCUUAUUCUUCCUAAUGAGAACAUCAGAAAUCUACUGUGGAAAAGUACAUAGUCUGUCAUAAAGAAAGAUGAAUCCUCUAAUAGAAGUGUGCAUAGUAUAUGAGAACAACAGGAAGGAAGGAAGGAAGGAAGGAAGGAAGGAAGGAAGGAAGGAAGGAAGGAAGGAAGGAAGGAAAAGCUGGUAUACAGAUGAAUAGUGAACAAACUGUCAUGACAAAGCAGUGAGAAGAAUGUAUGCGAGCUGUGGAUGCUGCUCAGUGCAGAGCUCUUUCCUAGCUCCUGCAUGCCUGAGAAAUCAUGGGCAUGAUGCAGGGGGAAAAUUAUAGCUUAGACCCAAAUAGGGUCUCUUGGUCACAUCGGUGGAAGCAUCUUAUCACCUUCCUAGGGUCAGAAGCUCAUGGUACACUCUUCAUAGUCUGUUGAUUAUGUCUUCUGAAGUUAAUGUUAAACUGUAAUCUAUGAAAUUCUCAUCACUAUGUGGAUUCUGCCAUUUUCAAUUAUCUGUCAAGAGUGAUAAAAUUUGAACUCCAGGUUAAAAAAAAAACUAUAUCCAUAGAUACAAAUGGAGAGAGAAUAAGCCCAAAGCAUAUAAUGUAAAAUUAGGGAACUGCUAUUUUAUUUGGUGGGUGUCAUAGGAGCCCUUCUUAUUGUGACAAAAUCCAAACAGAGACUAGGGUGAGGAGAGAAAAAAAAAGCAAGCCACAUGGAAGCAAACUCUGGGCAGAGAAGUUAAUAACUGCAAAGGUCUAGAUAUGUGCAGAGGCUUGAUAUGUAUGAAGACAUAUCAAGGAUAUGAAGACAUAUGAAGGAUAGCUAGGAAAGAAUAAGCAAAGGCAGAGUGGUAGAAAAUGUGAUCACACAUCCUUAAAACCAUGGUCAACACUGGAUUUCACACUGGAUUUCACACUGGAUUUCACACUGAUCAUGAUGGAAAACUACCCGGAGACUCUGAAGAGUGAGCACUGUAAUCACUUUGGGGUUUAGAAAGGAUCAUCCUGAGUACUCUGCAGACCAGUAACUACAGAAACAGGAAUGAGAAAAAAGAGCCCCCUGAGCUGCUUAGACAUGAGAGGAUGGUGCUAUGGAGCGAUGGCAAGAACUUCUGUUCUAAAGGUAAAGCUGGCAGGAGCUGCUGAUGGAUACAUUGAAAGAGGAGGUCAAGCCUGAGAAGCAGGUUCUUGCAAUGAGCCUUGGAGUGAAGAUAAAGAUACUACUUACUGAAAUGGAGAAUUCUAGGGGAAGAGUUUGAAAGACAGACUAUUAUUCAGUUUUAUAAGAUAGGGUAGGAUAGGAGCUGGGAUUAGAGAUGUGAAUUUGGGGAUCAACAGCCAAGAUAAUGAAUGAAUGAAGUUUCUGAGGGAGUGACUACUAUUAGAGAAGACGAUGGGAGUUGGGUCUCAGUGGGUAAAUGGAGGGCAGAAAGAUCAGAAGAAUCUAGCAAAUGGAAACCAAUGGUCAGACAGGGAAACAAGGUGAGCAUCAGAGUUUGCAUCUCAGAAGCCAAUGGAAAGACAUUUUUGUCAAGAAGAAAUGCUUAGUAGUGAUCAGUGUUACUACAGCCAUUUAAAUUGAGAAGUGAGAACAGAUGAUUAGCUUUGGCAGUUUGGAAGUCAAUAGUACCAAUGACAAAAGUGGUAUUGGUGGCAUGAUAGACAUAAAAAUGUCCAUUGGUCUAGGUUCUGCAGGGAAUGGGUGUGGAGACAGUAAGUAAAGAUAAGUUUCAAAGUUUUCUGUGCUAGGAAUGGAGGCAGGGGAUGCAGCGAGAGGAUCAUGUGGAAUUGAAGAAACCCCUUUUCAACAGUGUAACACAAUUGCAGGAAAAUGAAUAAACUUCCACAUACCUAUCACCUUGUAUGAACAAAUCCUCUUAUUCUCCAAAGCUUUUUAUUACACUCUUGUGUGUAUGUCCUUGUGUGCAUAAUUGUGUGCCAUGUCAAAGGACAACUUGUACAUGUCAGUUCUUUCUUUCCACCGUGUAGGUUCUGGGGAUCACACUUAGUCACCAGGCUUGGUGGCACUCACCUUUAUCAGCUGAACCACCCUUCUGCCAUUCUUGUUUUAUUUAGCUUCAUUUGUUACUCUUUGUUUAAGUAUUCAAAAACCAAUCAUAAAAUUUCACUUAUUUACCAAGUUCAGAGCCUCUAACAGAGGACUUAAAAAUAAUGUUGUGGUAUCCUUGGCAAACAGUGCAGUCAGAUCUAAUAAUAGAGACAUUCUAGAAAGUAGCAGGCUUAUGCUCUUCAAAACUAGCUUUGGACUCAAGGAUUUCAGUGAAACUAAAGAUGUAUCACAGAUAAAUGUCAUCUUUUUAUUUUUGCUCUAAAAAUAUUAUUAGGGCAGCUGAUGAAAUUUGUAACAAGGAUUGUCAAAUAUAUAAUGGUAUUGUUUUAAUAUAAAUUUCCCAAUUUUGAUUACUGUGCUGUAUAAUGUAGCUUUUUCAUAAGUCUAAAAGUAUGUCCUGACCCCCAAUCCUAUUUUAAAGGAACCUAAAAUAACUUCUUCAUGUGGUUAUGCUUUUAUUUUGUCAUAUAAUGAGGCUCAUUUAGUUUAAUUAGACUUGUACAGUUUGGGGUUUUAAUUACAGAAAACAUGUCUGUACUUCCAAACUCAAAAUUGCAAAACAAAUUAUAUUCAGAGGUCUAAUUUUUCUUUUCUUUGAUUAUGCUUCAAUAUUUCCCUCCUUCUUUGUAGGAUAUUAAAAGUAAGAAAUAACAUACAUAGAGACAUACAGACCUUUCCUGUAAUGUGCCUGUAGAUAUAGAGGAGGUUCCUUUCUAAGGGUUUCUCUUUAAUUAGAGAAACAAAAAGCAACUCCUAGCUGAGAGUGGGGAAGGAAAUGAGGUUGCUGGCAGUUUGAGAAGGUCAAAGGUGUGAAAAGCUAUUUCUGAGGGAGGAUUAACUAGGGCAAUGGCCCUUACAUUUUAACUCCAGAAUCACACAGACUCUUGGGUCUAGAUGAACUUCAGUUGCAAGCUUCUGAAUGAGAUAUAUAUAUAUGUGGGACUACACACACACACACACACACACACACACACACACAUAUAUAUAUAUAUGAAGAAUUUUUUAUUAGAGUUUUUUUCAUUUACAUUUCAAGUGCUACCCCCUUUCCUAGUUUUCUCUUUGAAAAUCCCCUAUACCCUCCCCCUCCCCCUGAUCCCACUUUGCUACUGGUCUGGAAGUCAUCCUUUGAGAAUUACGGGACUAAGGACAUUAGAAUUCACACUAAGGAUUUCUGGCAGUGCAGGGCCCCUUAAGGUUUUGGAUUGCCAAUCUGAAGAUAGGCUAUUCUGUAUGGCUGUGUGCUUGUAGCCAGCAGUCCUCAUCUUCACUGGGGAGGUUCAGAACUGGAAGAGGUGGCAAGCUGAACUUCACUAGGGUUGGGUUUCACAUAAUGAAGGAAUGGUGACAAAGUUCAGAAUGAUCAGGAACUAGAACAUAAUAUUCAAACCUUACAUCAGCGAGAAAAUGUGGCUACAAUAUGAGAACACUAAAAGCUGAAAAGCAAUUUUGAAAUGGGAUGUCAUAAGUGUAGGACAAUAGUACAAUACAAAACUAGUAUUUAUAUUGUAUUUCAGGAGAUAAAAAGCACAUUAUGACUCAUUUAGUCAUGAAAAUCCUGACAGAAUCUUAGAAAUAUUUGCAUAUUCAUGUUGGUUGCAGCAAUAUUGCAAUAUUCAUAAUUGCCCCAAAGCAGAGAAAAUUUACAUGCUUAUUGAAAGAUAAUAAAGAAAACGAAGUAUAGGCAAACAUUGGAAAUAUGCAGCCUUAAAAACAAAGGAAAUUAGGUUACACGUUAUAGGUGAACCUCAAUGAUAGUAGGCUAAGUAAAAUAAACAAGUCACAAAAAGGUUUUAUAAUGGAACUCAAUGUCACAGAAUCAUGGUUGCCAAUGUUAAGACUAGGGGCAGAGAAAAUUCGUGUAUAGAGGGUUUAGAGGUUUAAUUUUGCAUCAUAAAAAUGUUAUGGUGAUCUGCUGCCUGAUGGUAUAUGUACACUGAGCAGCACUGCAUGAUAGAGUCAAAACUGGCUAUGUGGUAAAUCUAGUGGUAUGUGUCGCUUACCACAGUAAGAAAAAAAAUACUGCUGGACAGAUACAGUAACCAUCUUCCUGCUCAGAGAUUCUCAGGGGGAAGUAAGAGUUAUAAAAUACUUUUAUUCUAACAAUGUAAAAUUAUGGUCUCACAUGUUAUGAUUCUUCAAAAAACUAAACUAAAAGUUCUGGGGACUAUGAAGUUCAGAAGAAUAUUUCCAGAAAUACUUACAAUGUUAGAUUUAGACAAAGCUGGAGGAUAACAAUCAUGUUCCAAACAACAACCAAAAGGGGAAAUGACACUCGAGUGCAGGGCCAGCAGUAACACAGAUGAAUUGAUGGUGGUUAAACAGUGGACUGUGACCAGAAUGGAAGCUGCAGAGCCUCAGCAUCUUUUCCUUGAAAUAGGAGAGAGCACUUCGGCUUACUUGGCUCCAAACGGGACCCAAGGGCUGUCACAGUGAAAAGAGAAAGAAAAGGGGAAAAACAACUGUACCACAUGUGGAUAUAAAAAAGAAGAGAACUCUAGCCAAUUGCACCACCACCACCGGAUGGAAGAGCCCAGCUGACACAACCUGGUCUAGGGAGUUUUGGGUUUACUCCUUUUACUUCAGGAAAGCUUCAACUCAGUUCCUGCAGCUUCUGAAGUAUGGCCUGAAUAGAUUCAGUCAUUAUUAUAAGUCCAUUGUCAAAUAGUAUGUGCUACUACAUACAUCUGGAAGUCAGAGAACAACUUGUGGGGACAGUUCUCUUCUUCUGUCUGGAGAUCAGUUUCAGGAAAAUCUGAAGACACAAAGAAGUACAAAGAGCAUGUCAUUUAGCUCUCCUCCUGAUAGUUACAGAAGACGUUGAGAAGUCACACUGUAACAAUGACUACUACUUCAGUUGACAGCUGGCUUUGCUCCUCUCAUGGAAUGCACUUUAUAACUAAUUAUAGUGACCAAGCCUCACAAAAUUUCUCAGGAGUGCCAAAUGUCACUAGCUGUCCAAUGGAUGAAAAAUUACUAUCUACUGUGUUAACAACCUUCUACUCUGUUAUAUUCCUCGUGGGACUGGUUGGAAACAUCAUUGCCCUCUAUGUAUUUCUGGGCAUUCACCGUAAAAGAAAUUCCAUUCAAAUUUAUCUACUUAAUGUGGCUGUUGCAGACCUUCUACUCAUCUUCUGCCUCCCUUUCCGCAUAAUGUAUCACAUCAACCAAAACAAGUGGACACUAGGUGUGAUUCUUUGUAAAGUUGUGGGGACACUAUUUUACAUGAACAUGUACAUUAGCAUUAUUUUGCUUGGGUUUAUCAGUUUGGAUCGCUAUAUAAAAAUCAAUCGGUCUAUACAACAAAGAAGGGCAAUAACCACCAAGCAAAGUAUUUAUGUUUGCUGUAUAGUAUGGACGGUUGCUCUUGCUGGAUUUCUAACUAUGAUCAUUUUGACACUGAAGAAGGGAGGUCAUAAUUCCACAAUGUGUUUCCAUUACAGAGACAGACAUAAUGCAAAGGGAGAAGCAAUUUUUAACUUUGUUCUUGUAGUAAUGUUCUGGCUUAUUUUCCUACUGAUAAUCCUCUCAUAUAUUAAGAUUGGCAAGAAUCUACUGAGGAUUUCUAAACGGAGGUCAAAAUUUCCAAACUCUGGCAAAUAUGCUACAACAGCCCGGAACUCCUUUAUUGUACUGAUCAUUUUUACUAUAUGCUUUGUGCCUUACCAUGCCUUUCGGUUCAUUUACAUUUCUUCACAGCUAAAUGUGUCCUCUUGUUAUUGGAAGGAAAUCAUUCACAAAACUAACGAGAUCAUGCUGGUUUUCUCCUCUUUCAACAGUUGCCUGGAUCCUGUCAUGUAUUUCCUGAUGUCCAGUAAUAUUCGCAAAAUCAUGUGUCAACUUCUUUUUAGAAGGUUUCAAAGUGAAGCAAGCAGAAGUGAAAGCACUUCAGAAUUUAAGCCAGGACAUUCCUUGCAUGAUCUGUCCGUGACAGUCAAAAUGCCCCAGUACAGCACUAAGGGUAAUUGAGGCAAAUGUACUAAAAUGAAUGAUAUAAAACAGUCUCUUCAUUUCUUGAGGUUGGUAAAAUUAUCGAACAAAGUCCUAAUAUGCCCAAAACUCAGAUCUUUAGAAGUGAUCUUUCACUUGCUUAAUUGCAAAGUAGUUCAAAGCAAAGAAAAGCUUACAUUAAUCCCUAGAUUUUAGAACUGUAUGUAGAAUUUUCACAGAAUACAUUGUUAAGCUAACACUUUUAACAACGGUUACAAUGUUAAGUGAAGUUCAUGGAUUUAACAACAAAACAGAUGAAAUGUCAUUGUUUUUUUUUUCCAAGUCACUAAAGAGUUACUAAAGUUAGGCACUUAAUACUAAUUUUAAAUAUGUCUAAAAAUAAAGUAAUCUGGGGACUGAGUUGAAAUGUCAGUGAACAUGAGUAUUACUUCAAAAUCUUACAUCACUUGAUGCUAUAUUCAUUUAUGUCUAAAUCUCUGCUAACAGAUGAAAAUAAUAAAAUUCUAAUAAAAGUGA
Mus musculus (house mouse) is the source of this 6915-nucleotide messenger RNA. It is a transcript of the gene Gpr34, whose product is annotated as G protein-coupled receptor 34. NCBI's taxonomy places the organism in Eukaryota, Metazoa, Chordata, Mammalia, Rodentia, Muridae. Gene Ontology annotation, cellular component: membrane; plasma membrane. The coding region runs from base 5290 to 6417 and encodes 375 amino acids. The record is from RefSeq and is a predicted model, not a curated record. Gene Ontology annotation, biological process: G protein-coupled receptor signaling pathway; G protein-coupled purinergic nucleotide receptor signaling pathway. Gene Ontology annotation, molecular function: G protein-coupled receptor activity. The transcript is spliced from 5 exons.